AACAGUUGAUGGCGCUAUUCACGUUUUCAACCACAACAUGAUCAGCACGAGAAGAAGUGUGACGCUGAAGAGGGAAAUCCGAAAACACUCGUCUCUGAGCGCCUUUUCCUCUCUGAGUUUACGAGUUUUUAAUUCUUCAGUGAGUACAACGUGUGUGACAGAAUGCAGAGAGCUUCCCGUUUGAAGCGUGAACUUCAGAUGUUGAGCACUGAGCCUCCUCCUGGGAUAACAUGCUGGCAGACCGAGGAGCGGAUUGAUGACCUCCGAGCACAGAUCGUUGGUGGUGUAGGAACUCCUUAUGAAGGUGGACUCUUCUCCCUGGAGGUGAAGAUCCCAGAAAGGUAUCCAUUUGAACCUCCAAACAUACGCUUCUUGACCCCAAUCUACCACCCAAACAUUGACAACUCAGGACGAAUUUGCCAUGAUGCUCUUAAGCUCCCACCAAAGGGUGCCUGGAAACCAUCUCUAAAUAUCUCCACAGUCCUCACCUCAAUCCAACUGCUCAUGGCUGAGCCCAAUCCAGAUGACCCGCUUAUGGCUGACAUAUCAUCAGAGUUCAAGUACAACAAAUACCUCUUCACAGAGAAGGCCAAGAAGUGGACACAGGAACAUGCAAUUCAGACAAACAAAAGCGUUGUGGAAGACAACAAAGAAAAUGCUCCGGAUCAGAAAUUAUCGUCUCGGAAACGGGAUGCACUAUGUUCCCAGCAGGAGGCAGAAGAACCGCUGAAGAGACCUUGUGUGUAGUUUUCCUCAUUCAGUUGUUUUAGCUGUCUGAUCUUGGUUAGCACAGCAUCUGCAUCCUUUAUUUUUGCUUUCUUGUUCUAACGUGUUGCUUAUAUGUUGACUAGAUGCAUUUCAUGAACUGAAUCUUUAUAAGUUAACUGUGUGUUUCUGUGUAUAAUAAAAGUUUGAAGAUCUACA
This is a messenger RNA of Poecilia reticulata (guppy), 924 nucleotides long. RefSeq names its product ubiquitin-conjugating enzyme E2T (putative) (gene ube2t). NCBI's taxonomy places the organism in Eukaryota, Metazoa, Chordata, Actinopteri, Cyprinodontiformes, Poeciliidae. The record is from RefSeq and is a predicted model, not a curated record.